Oryzias melastigma (Indian medaka) is the source of this 2527-nucleotide messenger RNA. RefSeq names its product CXXC finger 4 (gene cxxc4). The transcript has 2 exons. Gene Ontology annotation, molecular function: methyl-CpG binding; zinc ion binding. Lineage: Eukaryota; Metazoa; Chordata; Actinopteri; Beloniformes; Adrianichthyidae. Gene Ontology annotation, cellular component: nucleus. The coding region runs from base 599 to 1549 and encodes 316 amino acids. The record is from RefSeq and is a predicted model, not a curated record.
GCCCCACCUCCCGAGUGUUUCUAUAGUAAUUUCCAGCCAAUGAUCAGUAGGUGUCCACAUCCACGCUGCCUCACCUCGGCGCCAAUCAGCCACACACAGCGACAGGAGACGCGGACUGAGCAGAGACACAAUACCGCCGCCGGAAUCGGGAGGAGAGGCGGAAACGCCGCGCCACCUUCUUCUUCCCAGUCCUCCUCCUUCCACACCUAUUUUUUGGCUUUUUAAUGCACUUUCCGGUCUUGUUGCAGCGUGACAGGAAAGUCGAUAUGAAAUGAUUCUUUUGUUUUGAGCGCUCCGAGAGACGCACACACACACGCGCGCGCGCGCGCAGGGUCGCCUCGCCGCGCUCUCCUCAGGCAGCUUGUCUGUGCGUCUUCUCGCAUCUUUGCGUUUUAUCAGCGUCGCCUCGCAGUAAUGUGCCGUUGCGCGGUCGCGGGCUGGUAGCAUCUUGGGAGCCCCUCUCGACAGGAACCUGCCCCGAAGAAGAAAAAGGAAAAACCCAGGAUGGUAGCCCAUUGUUGGUAGCCAGCUUGAGUUUGACGAAGACCACUUUGACUUCCUUGUCCUCCUUUUGAACACUGACGAGCCGUCUUCAGCCAUGUCCAACAUAAACACUGCACUUUGCAUAGAGAACGGACAGAAUGCAGAUGUGUCUCUCUUGCAAAAGGGUAAUCUUCAGGAUGGUGGAUUAAGCCAGCUUUUGGAUUAUAACGCCGAAAUGGAAAGGUACAGGUCUUUUGCGAACUUUUAUAAAACCAAUGGGGCAUUUCCUCAGACUGCUAAAAUUGCCCGUAUCACGACACCCAUCUUUCCCAGUGCCAGAAUCGGCAUGUCCCCAUGGAACUGUGAUAACGCCAUGCUCUGGGGAAGGAAAUCAGCGGCAAUAAACCCUAAUAGGACCACCAUGCAUAGAAAUGACUCCCAGAGAACGGGGAAGCCUGGCGUGCCGCCAGAGACGCUGCAAAUGGCAAAUAAUAAUUUCCUCUCUACCUUAUCCCCUGAACACUGCAGACCUUUAGCAGGAGAAUGCAUGAACAAGCUGAAAUGCGGCACUGCUGAAGCAGAGAUAAUGAAUCUCCCUGAACGCGUUGGAACUUUUUCCGCUAUUCCGGCUUUAGGGGGCAUCUCAUUACCUCCCGGGGUCAUCGUCAUGACAGCCCUUCACUCCCCCGCAGCCUCAGCAGCCGUUACAGACAGUGCGUUUCAAAUUGCCAAUCUGGCAGACUGCCCACAGAAUAAUUCCUCAGCAUCCAGUGGAAACCCAGCGAAAAAGAAAAGGAAAAGGUGUGGGGUGUGUGCACCCUGCAGGCGGCUAAUCAACUGCGGCGUCUGCAGCAGUUGUCGGAACCGCAAAACCGGUCACCAGAUCUGCAAGUUUAGGAAAUGCGAGGAGCUGAAGAAGAAACCAGGCUCAUCGCUGGAGGUGAGAAACAGGGGCUGUGCUCCCCCCCUCUUUUGUUAUUAUCCCCGUGCACUCCAAAGCAUUAACCUCUUCAUCCAGUCACGUUCUAAGCCCUUGAAAAUUGUUUCCAUGCCCACCCAUGCCUGAACAUCCCCCCGGUUUCUCAAAUCUGCCUACCCGCCUAGCCUAAUUGGCAGUAAUUAGGGGUGUUUGUGUGGAGCGCAAGCUGAGCUUGGCUCAGACACCCCUAAUUGCUGCCAGUCAGGCUGGGGCUGGAACGCAUUCGAACAACCCCAAGCUUGGCUCUGUUCCAAACAGGGAUGGGAAAUGGUUUUCAGCAGAGAGCCAUCUCUCUCUGCACCCAGUCAUUUUAACCAAUUAUGGAAACCGUCUCUGGAUGGGGGGAAUCAAUACCCCACAAAGCCUCAGUCUGCGGCCACCAAGAAAUGGUGAGAGUGGCGGAAUUGCUGAUGGCAUUUCUUAAUGCAACCGUGUUUUGUGUGUGUGGGGUUGUCAUCAGCAAAAGACGUGCACCGAUUCCCACUUUAAUUCACAAAUUUACAUCAGAGGAUGGAAUUAAAUCCUUUUACAACACCUUUUCUUUAUUGUGGAUCAGCGUGGGGCAUAAUUGCAAAAAGACGGUAAAAAUAAAAAGAUAAAGUUUCUAUAUCACAUGAAACAAACCCAAAAUUAAAAAAAUAUCUCAAAUCCCAGGAGGGAAGAAAAUUGAUUAAGAAUUUACAGAUCAAAAAGUUUAAACUCAAUUCCCUUUUGAUGCUUCAUUCCAAUCAAUAUGAACUUGUGAAAAUGUUCCUUAGUGCAGAGACUGAACUUUGCCUCCUGCUAACAUGAGGAUGUGUUCCUAACAAAUGCAACCUGAGGCCUGGAGAAAUUGUUCAUUAAUUAAAUGAUUACACGGGCAGUAAAAUUGGGUUAAUUAAAAAGCAUUACCUAAUCUCCUUUAGUGAAAAUACCCUGUUUGAUUCUUUUGUUAACUAUUAUUAAGACGUCAGUCUGAUUCUUUUGUUUGAGCUUUUCAAUUGGUGGUUAUUUAUAGAUGCUCCCAGAAUGUUGUUUUUGUUUACUUCCUGAAUAUUGUAUACAGAUUAGACUUCUCUUAGUCAA